AUGAAUGGAAAUAAUAUAAAAGGUUUAAAAGGAAAUGAAAAAAUAAAUAUAAUUUUUUUAUUUAUGGGACAAUCUAUUCAUUGGAGUGGUAUGUCAAAAGAAUUAUAUGAUAAUGAAAUUAUUUUUAAAAAUGAAAUGGAUAGAAUUGAUAAUUGGUUGAAUGAAAAAUAUUUUGGAUACUCAAUGAUUGAAAAAUUAAGAAAUAUCGAUGAUACAAAGAGCGAAGAAUUAUAUGAACAAUGUUUAUCUCAUUCAAUUUUAUUCAUGUUUCAAGUAUCAUUAUUUAAAUUAUUAAAACAUUAUGGUAUUGAACCAAAUUUUAAUUUAGGACUUAGUUGUGGCGAAAUUGCAUCUUCAUAUUGUUCUGGCUUAUUAGAUUUUGAAAAUGCUUGUUAUAUUUUAUAUAAUAGAUCAAUUCUUCUAAAGAAAACAAUUAAAUUAUCUUUAAAUAAUAAUAAUAAUAAUAAUAAUAAUAAUAAUAAUAAUAAUAAUAAUAAUAAUAAUAAUAAUAAUAAUAAUAAUAAUAACAAUAAUAAUAAUAUUAAUAAUAAUAAUAAUAAUAAUUUUAAUAAAUUUGAAAAUGGAUUUUGUAAAAUUAAUAUUACAGAAAAAGAAUUUAAUGAAAAUUAUUUAAAAAAGUAUGAAAAUAUCGAAAUUGCAAUUUAUUGUUAUGAUAAUUUGAUAAUUGUUGGUGGUAAAAAUAAGGAUUUAUUAAAUCUAUCAAACGAAAUUUCAAAAGCUGGUAUUUUCACUAAAAUGAUACCAGUACCAACAUCAUUUCAUACUUCUUCACAAGAUAUCGUUAAAAAUGAAAUUAUGAAUUUAAAAUUUAAUUAUUUAAAAAAUCCAAUUUCUUUAUUCUCAUCAAAUUCCAAUAUAGUACCAAUGAUGUCAUGUGUUAAUACUAAAUUUUUCAAUGUUUUGAAUAAUGAAGAUAUUGUUGUUCCUGUUAAUGAUGUUAUAUGUAACCAACAGAAUAAUAACAAUAUUAAUAAUAAUAACAAUAAUAAUAAUAAUAAUAAUAAUAAUAAUAAUAAUAAUAAUAAUAAUAAUAAUAAUAAUAAUAAUAAUAAUAAUAAUAAUAAUAAUAAUAAUAAUAAUAAUAAUAAUAAUUUAUUUUUAUUUGAUAAUGAAUUUCUUUUUCAAAAUAUUAGAGCCCCAGUUAAAUUUAAUCAAACUAUUAAAAGAUUAUUUAAUCAUAUUGAAAAUAAUAAUUUAGGUGAAAAAGUAGUUUUUGUUGAAAUUUCUCCAACUCCAGUAUUUAUUAAUUAUAUUUCAAAUAUUAUUCCAAAAAAUGAUUAUUUCAAAAAUGAAUCAAUUUUAUUAUUAUGUCCACUCUCAAAAGGUAAAUCUGAUAUUACAACAUUCUUUGAUUCAAUUGAAAAAAUUAAUAACUUUAAAAAAUAA
Dictyostelium discoideum AX4 is the source of this 1407-nucleotide messenger RNA. RefSeq lists its product as hypothetical. The coding region runs from base 1 to 1407 and encodes 468 amino acids. The transcript has a single exon. NCBI's taxonomy places the organism in Eukaryota, Evosea, Eumycetozoa, Dictyosteliales, Dictyosteliaceae. The record is from RefSeq and is a predicted model, not a curated record. Gene Ontology annotation, molecular function: transferase activity.